AAAAAGCCGGCCAAACAAGACGUUUGAAGAAAAAGGAAAGUCUUCAAAAAAUAAUAAAGACUCACAUCGAGUGGAAUAGAAAAGAAGCAAAACAAUCAAAAAGAAAUAAAAUAAAAAAUUUUGAGAACUGACUGAGUAAAAUAUAUAAAAAAGCUUUCAAGGUGCAUUAAGAAACAAUUGGAGCUUUUUUACCAGCUCUGCGAACAACAAAAAAAGUAUUGAUGCUGUUGCAAUAAUUAAGCAAGCGGCAUAGAAAUAGUUUUUUGUUGAGACUGAUUGAUAGUCAUCGGUUAAAAAGAGUUCACAAGUUAUUAAGGCACAGAAAUAAGGAAGUGAAUUUUAAAGCUAGUUGCUUGAUAAACAUAAGACAUUUAUAAUAUUCCAAGAAAGUGUGAUAAUAAAGGAUUAUUUGACAAGUAUCGUAGAAGAUAACAAAAGCAGAAAAUAUGCUGAGCAUUGCAAAUAAAGUAUUUCGUGAUUUUAAGGAAUUCUAUAAUGAAAUAAAUGCAGCGACAUUGACUGGAGCUAUAGAUGUAAUUGUUGUAGAACAACAAGAUGGAACGUAUUUAUGCUCGCCAUUUCAUGUGCGCUUCGGAAAGCUUGGUGUUUUGAGGAGCAGAGAAAAAAUCGUUGAUAUUGAGAUAAAUGGCGAGGCAGUAGAUAUUCAUAUGAAAUUAGGAGAAUCAGGUGAAGCAUUUUUUGUAGAAGAAUGUUCAGAAGGUGAUUUAGAUGAGUUACCGAAUUUAGCAACAUCACCAAUACCCACAAAUGAGUUGACAAGCUUCGAAAAUAGUUUAAAUGCAACACAUGAUGACAUAAAAAUUCCACUCCCACGCCGUAAUUCAGUGGAUGUAUCAAAAGAUAUUUCAGAGAAUGAUCGUAGUUCAAGCAAGUUUGAGAAUCAAGCAUCAGACUUUUCACAGCGUCGUCAUACCGAUAAUGAUCUCGAAAGGCGUGAUUUAACGACAAAUAAAUUAGAAUUUACUACACAAAAGUUGCGUCAAGAAUUUUCAGAAGAACAAGAUCAGUUAUAUGAUGAGAUAAAGGAGAAAUUCAAUUUACGUCAAAUGGACGAAAGUCAUCAAUUUUGUCCAAUUAAUGAAGAUACAAAAGAUGAUAGUGAUAAUAAUAAUAAUAAUAAAGAUUCGCUAGAAAUUGAUCUCGCAAUAAAGAGUGAUGCAUUCAAAGAAAAGUCUGAAGAUAAAGGUCUAGUCAAGGAUGAUAAUAAAUCAGCAGCAUCACAACAGUCAAAGAAAAAGAGAAGAAAGAAGUCAAUGAUAAAGAAGAAAAAUUCACAAAGAAAGGGUAGUACAAGUAGCUCAGCAGGUAGUAAUUCUGAUCAAGUGGAAUAUGAAGGAACGGAUAAUAAUAUUUCAAUAAUUAGCUUAUCAAAUGAUACAUCACCAAAUACUGAGAAUGACAUAACAAAAGAGUUACCAAGAGACGAGGAAUCAACACCAAUGUUGAAAGAUGAUGGCCAAAGAAGCAAAUCAGAAUUUGCAUUACAACUUGAUAGCCAUCGUGAGCUUUUGUCAGACAUUCAUUUCUUUAGCGACGGAGAAUUAGGAACAACCAGUCAACAUCCAUCACGUCCAGCAUCACCAAUUCAAAGUGAUACAGAAUUUGAAGUAUCACAGCGUGAAAAGAGUGAUAAUAUCAUGACAAAUUCUGCAAGCUGGAAAUGGGGAGAUCCAAUUGUUCAAACUGAGGAUAUUGUUGUUGAUCAAAAUGUCUCGGACACAAAUAAGAGAAAUUCAAUGUUGAGUGGAAUGUUGAGCUUUAUGAAACAUAAACGUAAGACGAAUCAACAAGAUGGUUUAUAUUUAUCAGAACUUGAUGCCGAAGGAAUGGAUCCAGAAGUAGCUGCACUAUAUUUCCCACCUACUAAUGGAAAACCAAAUGGUGAUAUUCAGCGUGGACCAGAAGAAGAUCGUGAAAGUGGAAAUGGAACAAGUUUACCACAUAGCAAUUCGACUAGCAUGGAAUUGAUUAAAUCAGAUUCUGAUUAUGAAUGUAACAAGUCAGCUGGCAAUCCAGAUUCAUCAUUAAACUUUGUUGCUUUAUCAUUGUGCGGUGGAAUGGAAAAAGGCGGUCCAUCUGAAGAUGAAUUUGAAAGCAACAUUGUUCAAUAUUCUGAUAUUUGUCACAAUCCAGCACUUUUUGCAUCGCCAAAUCUUGUUGUUCGAAUUAAUAGCAAAUAUUAUAGUUGGGCUACAGCCUGUCCUUAUGUCAUGACAUUAUUAGCUUAUCAAAAGCCAUUACCACAAGAAGUUUGUGACAAGCUAUUGCCACCAAGCAAAACGCCAGAAAAGGAUGAAACUCCAACAAAGGAUGAGCAGCAACAGCAGACAGAACCAGGUAAUCGUCGUAGCUGGUUUUCAUGGCGUCGUUCUGGUGCUGGAUCUGUUCAAGAACAGAAGAAAUCACCUGUAAAGGAAGAAACAGAAACAAUGCCAAUUCCAACUUCGGCAUCAACAAUCUCACAGGAAACCAUCAAUUCUAUUAAGGAGGCUGAUUAUGUGCCAUUAUCUGAGAGCAAUGAAAAUGAGCUUACAAUCAAAGGCCAAAUGACUUUAGCUACAGAAAAAUUCAGGAAAACACUUCGUCUUAGUUCACAACAAAUUGAAUGUCUGAACUUGAAGAAUGGCGUCAAUGAAGUUGAAUUUAGUGUCACGACUGCCUAUCAAGGAACUUCAAGAUGUAAAUGCUACCUCUUUAAAUGGAAACAUAGUGAUAAAGUUGUUAUUUCUGAUAUUGAUGGAACAAUUACUAAAAGUGAUGUUUUAGGACACAUCUUGCCAAUGGUUGGUAAAGACUGGGCACAAAUUGGAGUUGCUCAAUUGUUCUCAAAGAUCGAAGAGAAUGGCUACAAGAUGCUUUAUUUAUCAGCUCGUGCCAUAGGUCAAUCUCGUGCUACACGAGAAUACUUAAGGUCGAUUCGUCAAGGAGACGUUAAAUUGCCUGAUGGCCCUCUUCUUCUCAAUCCAACAUCUCUUAUUUCCGCAUUUCAUCGUGAAGUCAUUGAACGCAAACCAGAGCAGUUCAAAAUUGAGUGCUUGAGUGAUAUCAAAAGUUUAUUUGGUGAUAAGAAUCCAUUCUACGCUGGCUACGGAAAUCGUAUAAAUGAUGUUUGGGCUUAUCGUGCUGUUGGAAUUCCAAUUAUGAGAAUUUACACAAUAAAUCCACGUGGCGAACUCAAACACGAAUUGACGCAAACAUUCCAAUCAUCUUAUGAGCAACAGUCAUCGACAGUUCAUGACAUUUUCCCAAGCCUUCCAAAGGCGUCCGCAAUGCCUGAUGAACACACAAUAUUGAUUAAAAUCAGUUGCAUGGAUACUAAAAAUGAAGAUGAUGACUCAUGCUUCACAGAAGAUGAUGGUGAUGAUUUACAGUUUGGUGAUAUUGAACUUUGAGAAAAGCAAUCAGCAUAAAAUUGCUGUGUCUUGAUCAUGACAAAAAUUUUAAUGAUUUUAUGGUCGAGUUGCCAUAAAAAUGUCAUUUCACGUCACGAAAUGGAGGAAGGAACAUCCUCAGAUUGAAAUACCAAAUACCAAAAACCCUGAUUACAGACAAAAAGAAUUUUUUUUUUACAAAGAAUAGAAUAAUUAAUGCAGUUAAGCUACUUAUAUUAAGUAAAACAUGUGAUCUCUCUAUAAAUAUAUUAUUAAUAGGAAAUUUAGACUAAAUUUGUCCCUUUUUGAUGAUAAAUAGAGGAUAUUAAGGAAAGGAUAAAUGACAAAAAAUACUUUUACGAAUGUAUAACUAAUGACAAUCGAAGUGCUUAAAAGUCGUUAUGAUUCAUUUAUGUGAAUAAUUUAUUUUAUUAUAUUUAAUUCUGCGAUGCAUUAAGAAUGCACAGAUAGCUAAUUAUUAUUUUUAAGGAACAAAAAAUAAACACAAAGCAAUAAAGUUGUUCAUGACAUUAUAAUUUUUUUUGUUAUUCCAGCUAAUUAUUAUUCUUUCGUUUCUCGUGCUUUUAUGUUCUACGUCCUGUUUACAUGUUUUUUGACUUGAUAUACUUUGUGGAUUAAGCCAAUGCUCUGAUUCUCUCUAAAUUCGUCCAAGGUCCGUCUACUUUUGUUGUUCAGAGUAUGCGUAAGAGUCGUUCACAAAUGACGAUUAUGGCGUGUCCUACAUGACAUGAAACUUCCCAAAAAAUACUCGACAUCAUUUGUGAACGAUCCUCUAUAAAUUUCUAAUUCUUUCGUCGAUAACUUUUCGCUGAUUCUACACAUAGUGCUUAUCCCUAAUUCUCUCGCCGGUAAUUUGACCUUGAACAUUUUUUCUUCAACUUGCUUAUUUUAAAACUACGCAUUUUAGUCGAUCAUAUAGUUUUACGUCAUGGGGGCUUGUUUGUUCGUUUCUUUUUCCUUGAUUUUGCUUUUCUUUGCAUAACUUUAUUGCUGUUUUGAUUUACUGCUCAAUGACAUACAUUGUUGAUCAACUGUUUCCACCAAUUAAAUUUACGGAUGACGAUGAUGACAUUGAAUAUACAGCAUUUAACUUUUGGCGUGAACCAGUUACUGAUGUUGAUGAUUUUGAUAUAUCUGGCAAUUCAACGCCUACAAAUACAUCACUUAAAGAAAUUCAAUCGAAGCCAUUGGCAACGAUUCCUGAGAUUUGAGGAUAUGAGAAUAAGCUUUAGAUCUUAACUUAACAUAAAUGAUAAAGUUUACCAGGAAUUAGAUUUAAAAAUUGACAUAAUUGAGAUAUCUAUCAAUAAUAUAUUCAUAUAGGAUGCUUUAUGGAAUUUUAUCAAAUUUAAUGUCAAGCAUUAGACAUGAGCAAUGAUUAAUUCGCAUUUUUGCAACGAUUAUCAAUCGGUAUAAAUUAAUUUUUGAGCUUAGUUCACAUAUACGAGAUGUUAAAUGACCUGCAAGGAUAUUUUUAAUUAAAACUUAAUGCUUUGCUUGAUUGCUCUCUAUCGAGAAAAUCUAGCCAGUCACUUAAAGUGCACGAAAAUGCUCACUCAAUACAAAAGCUAUAUAAAGGAUUAAGGAUGUUAAAAAAUGUUAUUUUGCAAAGAGUGUCUUUUUCAAGUCAGGCUAGCCUUUAAAAAUAAGCAAAGCUUUUUAACUCAUCCUAAUGCUUUCAUUUUGUCAUUUUUAAUCAAAAGCUGCAUUUUGGGCAUGCAAGGAUAUCUUCAAUUAAGCAUUUAAUGUCCAUUCGAUAGUUAUUAUUCACUUAAUGUUCCAGUGAAACACAAAACUAUGUUCAAUUUAGACUUUAGUGACUUUUAGGUUUGAAAUUGAUGAUGUCAGUUCCUUUUACAACCUUAUCUAAACUUAGAUUAUAUUUAUGGAUCAUCAAGUAAUCUUUGUUGCCUUUAAAAAUUAAGAAAUAAUUUUUUGUGAUAUUUUUUUUUCAUUUUUCUAAUUUCUCGGCUAUUUAUAAAGUCACAAAAAAUGUUUUGUGACGUGACUUAUUUAGGAAAGAAAAUGUCUUUAGAGGUCUUUAGUUCAAAUAAAUCUUACUUAUGUUGCAAAUGAUUUUUAAUGCUUAAUAGAUAUGAUAAUAAACAAUUUGAAAAAAU
Molecule: messenger RNA, 5533 nt
Organism: Chironomus riparius
Lineage: Eukaryota; Metazoa; Arthropoda; Insecta; Diptera; Chironomidae
Source: the annotation of a GenBank genome assembly